This is a messenger RNA of Folsomia candida, 1701 nucleotides long. RefSeq lists its product as uncharacterized. The record is from RefSeq and is a predicted model, not a curated record. The coding region runs from base 332 to 1633 and encodes 433 amino acids. NCBI's taxonomy places the organism in Eukaryota, Metazoa, Arthropoda, Collembola, Entomobryomorpha, Isotomidae. The transcript is spliced from 2 exons.
UCUUAUCUGAUGUGUGAAAAUCAAAAAUAGAGGUUGGAUUUAAUAUAAUCAUAGUGAUGCACAUGUCAUGCACUACAAAUCAUAGCAGAUAAUCAUACUGCUGUUUGCAUGCGCGUAGUCUUAUCAGUGUGUAGCGUCCUAUUGCCCUACUCUGUCACCCUGUUGAAAUAAAACAGGUCUAACUGGCUUCCCUAUAAGUAAAGCUGCUCAUUAAUUUAAAUAUGUAUUCGUCACAAGUCAGUUUCAGUCACAUCGAAAGUGCGAGUUUGUGCGUUUGUGAUACACUUAUUUUUCGGAAAAAUUUUAGCACUUCCCAGCACUUCCUGUUAAGAUGGGUCGUAGUCGGAAAAUUUCACAUUUUUUGCGCCAAUCGUCACUCUCGCUCCUCGUUGUAAUGCUGUCCGCAGUCGUCGGUUCCAGCGAUGAGAUUACAAAUGCCCCAACUACCGCAACUUCAACUACGACGACAUCCACUUCUACCCCCACAACAGAUCUCCCGAAGAUGGCCAGCACCCCUUCCGAAGAAGACAAUCACGUCGAUGUGACUACGGGAAAUGCAACAUUUGACCAAUUUCACCAUGUUGAAGACAUUUCCGACAACAACUUAGAUUUACAGCUUGAUCUCACCACAAAUAAGACGGAACCUGCGUUUCAUACAACUAAUGCUACUACAACAACUACUACAAGUUCACCAAUCACAACUACAACUAUCAGACUCAAACAACGCGUCACAACUGGUCAACAAAGAAUCAAAUUGAAAACUUCGACCAUUUCGACAAUUAAACGACCAGGAAGUGUUAUUUCAUCAGGGAACCGACCUGGAUCAACAAGGCCAUCAUCAGCGGCACCCUUCAAGAAAUCUAGACCAGGAGCAACCGUCGUGCCGUCAUUAUCAUCACUUUCAAAUGCAACUUCAAGGGUAGGAUCGGGGUCACAUGACAAAAAUACGGAAUACGCUCAAAUUUGCACUCUAGGUGCCAGACUUAUUCCUGCACAAUGUUUCAACUGUCAGUGUGGUUCUAAUGGUUUUUUCAACGAAUGGGCUUGUGUCAUGGACGGUGAGUGCAUGACCAAGAAAAAGUUUGAUGACGCUACAUCGUCAGCAGCAGAUAGUAUGCAGCGAGAUGGGUUAUUGUCGGGGUCGAAUGCUUUAUCAAACCGGAAGGGGGUGGCUGGAGGACAGUGUCAACAUGGUCACCUCUACCAAGAAGGAUGUCAGUCGUGCGUCUGUUCUGAAAAUGGACAUUACCAAUGUCGUGACCUGUGCAGUCGUAGUAGUGCACAAAUAAGUUCGUCACUAUACAAUCCCACCAAUUUUUAUGGGGCUUCUUCACAACAACCGUACAACUACCCUCUAACCGCUUAUCCUGGAUGGGGACCAUGGGGUGGAGCAGGAAAUAAUAACUAUCUGCCACCACCACAAUCACCACACCUAACAUACCAUACAACCCCGUCCUCCCUUGGUGGAUUUAACCCAUUCCUUACCCGGAAUACCUAUUUGGGUUAUCCUUCCUAUGGACAGCAGCAGCAACAACCUUCUUCUGCAGUGCAUUAUGGACAAAGCAAUUUAACUACUCAAACCAACAAGUUGACUACAAAGAGAAGGAGUAGGAUGUACCAAAAGCAAAUAUAAUAAUGACAUAUCAGACCUUUAUCCUUAAAUAAAUAAAGUAAUAAACAAUUUCUUUUGUAGAAAUGUAA